ACCUGAUUCUUGUGGUUUUAAACAUGUUUUUGUUGGAGAAACGAGGCGUGAUAAAGAGAUCUUAGGUUUGCACAACUGGGUGCAAUUUUACCUUCAGGAAAAGCACAACCAAAUUGACUACAAGGGAUAUGUCACUCAGAAGAAUAAAACCAGGCCUGACAAACAUCACCAUGUUUUAAGUAACCAGUUCAGCUGGAAGGGCUCAGUCAAGCCAAUUGGAAGCACCUUCAUUGGUGUCAGCCCAGAGUUUGAACUGGCUCUUUACACUGUCAUUUUCCUGCUGGCUGAAGAGAGAGUCACACAUGACACGGUGAAGAUAGAGGAGUAUGAGCUACAGAUGGUUGUCUGCCACCAUGAGCACCACAUCAGAACAGCAUAUCCAGUACUCCUCAGCACCAGUAGUGAAAAUUAG
Merops nubicus (carmine bee-eater) is the source of this 412-nucleotide messenger RNA. RefSeq names its product poly(U)-specific endoribonuclease-like. Gene Ontology annotation, molecular function: RNA endonuclease activity. The record is from RefSeq and is a predicted model, not a curated record. The transcript is spliced from 2 exons. NCBI's taxonomy places the organism in Eukaryota, Metazoa, Chordata, Aves, Coraciiformes, Meropidae. The annotation marks the transcript as partial.